GCACACAGUCAGAGGACCCCAAGGCAACAACACGAGAUUGAAAAAGGAAUAUUUUCUUUUAAUUUGUUUUAAUAAUUAUUAGCAGGGGGCUACUCCAACCGAGUGAGUGUUUAAUGUUGUGUAAACUCCUGACGGUAGCAGCAAACCGUUUCCUCCUGUGACAGCCGUGUAGACUGCAGGGAUGAAGUCCAAGAAGAAGAAGAGACAGGACGACUUCCAGAAGGUCAAGUUAAAAGUGGGAAAGACAAAGCCCAAAGCUGAUAACGCCACCAACACCAACUUCCGCACGAAGGGAAUCCAUCUAACUGAGCAGCUGAAGAGAGACACGAGUGGCCCCACCACACACAGGCAGCUUGGAAUCAACGACCUCCUGUCCCAGCUCCACCAUUACAAUGCCAAUGUGAAGAAUAGUGCCUUGUUGGGUUUGAGAGAGCUGCUGUCCCUGAGUCCGUCUCUGUUGGAGCAGCAUCUCUCUCGCCUGCUUUCUGAAGUGGCAGCUGUUUUCACAGACAAGGAUGGCAACGUUCGUGUGGCAGCGACACGUGUGCUCAGGUUCAUCGCACAGUCUGUGCCUGCAGAACGAGUGGCUCCAUUUUUCCCCCUCCUCAGUGCCCACCUGUCUUGUGCCAUGAGCCACAUCGAGACAGGCAUCCAGGAGGACGCCAUGAAGGUCCUCGACGUGUUGCUGGAACACUACCCUGCUCUGCUAGCGGCACGGCCUGCAGUACUCCUCACCGACUUCCUGGAGUUGAUCUCUCACAGGCAAAUUAGUGGAGGAGCCAAAAAGAAGAACCAGGAUGUGAAGGGACGGACCUGGGCGCUGUCAGUGAACCCCAGCAGGGCUGUGACCAGUCAGCAGUGGCGGCUCUCGGUGCUCCUCAGGCUCGGGCGCUUUCUGCAGGCAGUAGUUGAAGAAAGUGAUAUUUCAGUCCCAACUGAAGGAGUGUUUGGCUCCAGUGAAGAGGGCCGGCUUACACCUCUGUCCCUUAACUGGGAAGAGCUCGCCUACAGCAAGGUCGGAGUUAAGGUGUAUGAGCAUUCUGGGUCCAAACCAACUCCACGGUCCACCUUCAGACUCAGACCGGAGGUGGACACUGGACCUGCAGUGGGUGAGGGUCUGGACUCAGCUGAGGCGGUCCAGAGCUUUGCAGCCACACUGGUGCCUCUUCUGCUGGAAGUGUGGGUAGAAGCCAGUACCAGCGACUGUCCCUCGAACACCACAGAGGGCGCUCACCUGCUGAGCCCCGAUGCCAUGUCAGUCAUGUUCCAGGUGUUGUCUAUUCUGCAGCUGCUGAGGAAACUGGCCCCACAGCAGGAGCACCAGGAUGCACUGGAUGCUUGGUUCUAUAAAGAAUACCUGGGAGAUUUUAAGCAGCACUUCAUGAAAAACUUUCCCUACGAUUCUCUGGACACACCCAAACAUAAAAAGAAGGUCGAUCUAAAAAGGAGUAAGCAGACCGCAGCCGUCCCAGGAUUAACAGUGGAGCCUCUGGCCCUCAACAUCACGCUUUGCCAGGUCAUGGUGUCCCUCAGCCAGAGGCAAGGACUCGGCCGAGAGACAGACGGAGACUGGCUGUCGCCUCUGAGGACAUUUGUGCGAGACACUCUGGGCAGCGGAGUGAAACUGAGCUACAGGCAGCUCCACAUGCUGCUCGGUACUGUGUGGAAGAUGGUGCUUACGCAGAGGAGCAAAACAGUGACAGAGGACCUGUUGGCAGCAGUUUAUGUUUACUACAAGCACAGGCACCUGACUCUACACACAAGAUCUCUGCUGCUGUCUUUCUACAGCAAGCUCUACCUGCAGGAGCAGGGACAUACACACAUAGCAAGGAGUAAGGUGCUGUGUCGUUGGUUGGCCUCUCUUCCUGUGCAGUUGUCCCAGCUGGGCCACCGUAACCCGGCUCUCUCUGCACGACUCAUCUUGUCCAUCCAGGCUGCUGCCUCUCGAGGACACAAAGACCUGCUCAACAGUCUGCAGACACACGCCUGCAGGCUCUACGAUCCACAGGAAGGAGCUGUGGUGCUGCUACCAGCAGAGUCCCAGCAGCGAAUGGUGCAGCUGCUCUACUUUCUGCCCAAGAUGUCCCAGCCUCUUUUGGCCAAUCUAAGCUGCUGCUGCACCGCUGGACGAUUCUCUGCCGGCCUCGCUGCCUCUCUGAUUCGUAUCGUACACUUCCGGUCGUCUCUGAGCAGCUGGUCUGUGGGGAGCCAGGAAGCGGCCUUGCAGGACGUAGACUACAUCAGCUUCUUGUUCUCCACACUGACGGGCUUCUCGUCCGACAAGCUCGCCGCCCUGCAGGAGGAUGAGACCGCCGGGCCUCCCUCCCCUCUCUCACCUCUCAGCCUCUACCCCACCCUGCUGGAGCAGUUCACACACCACUGGGAUGUCGUCGAGGAAGUCUGCCACUGUCUGGAAACUCUGGGCUCAAAGUCUCAGUGCUUUGACAUCAUACAAAAUGGCAUUUGUAAAUACCUGACCAAGUUCGCGGUGGUGCCUGACAGUAUGGCGGCCGGGCUGCUCCGAGCUGUUUCCAGGUUACUGGACCUGUCCGUCCUGCCCAUCGAGCCCGUGCUGCGCUUCUUGUCUCAGUGCUGCCUCAGCCUGCUGGCUCUGCUCAUCACCCUGCAGCAGGAGUUACCUGCCGAGACCAACCACAAACGGGAGGCAAUAUGGGGUGCUUGUGUGUCAUCGUUGAGCACCGUUCCUCGCCUGCUGCGAAUGGUGCUGCAGUUGAUGCGCGUUGGUGAUCUGAGUGAGGAGGAGCUGCCGCAGCUCGGACAGAUCCUGUCGAUGCUGCUGCAGCACACGCCGCUCCACAACCAGCUGCUGGCCAACGCUGCUCUGCUGCAAGAGAUCAUACAACACCUCACGAGGUAUUCCCGGGGUCCGACCAGAGAGCAGUGGUUGACAGACCUGCUCUACUGUUACAGUGUCACCGUGGCUCACGGCUCCUCCGCUCGCCGUGGAAACAUGGGCCUUCGAGACAUGUACUGACCGACGCAUCCACCGGACAGGACCUGGUGUGUUGCUCCAUUCACCCUCUCAAACAUCUUACAGUGACUUUGACAAAACACUCACAGAGCACAAAGGUGAUGAGUACAUACAACAAAACCUUCAGACAGGAACACAGUGGAGUGAUGUGUUUUUUAUUGCAAAAACUCCACAUUCUUGUGUUAAGAGCUCCAGUUUUUUUCCGCUGUCUUUCGCCGCCUCUUUAUUGCUUCAUUCUUGGCCUGGUAAUUGUUUGUCUUCUUUUUGCCUCUUUGGAUAUUUGUUGUUGUUGCCAAACAUUCAGUGCUUACUGGGAUACCUAGCAACUUUCGAUUUAUAAAAACUAAACUAAAAAAAAAAAAAAAAAAAAAAAAAGCAAAAUAAAGUUGAA
Messenger RNA from Plectropomus leopardus (leopard coralgrouper), 3383 nucleotides. RefSeq names its product testis expressed 10 (gene tex10). The record is from RefSeq and is a predicted model, not a curated record. NCBI's taxonomy places the organism in Eukaryota, Metazoa, Chordata, Actinopteri, Perciformes, Serranidae. Gene Ontology annotation, cellular component: MLL1 complex; nucleus.